This is a messenger RNA of Misgurnus anguillicaudatus (oriental weatherfish), 406 nucleotides long. It is a transcript of the gene mrpl52, whose product is annotated as mitochondrial ribosomal protein L52. Gene Ontology annotation, molecular function: structural constituent of ribosome. Gene Ontology annotation, biological process: mitochondrial translation. Gene Ontology annotation, cellular component: mitochondrial large ribosomal subunit. The record is from RefSeq and is a predicted model, not a curated record. NCBI's taxonomy places the organism in Eukaryota, Metazoa, Chordata, Actinopteri, Cypriniformes, Cobitidae.
CCGUAGUUGUAAUAAUCCAAUAUGGCAGCACCCUUGAGGUCGUUUUGUACUACAGUUUUAAGGCAGUCUGUUCGCCCGUUUUCUUCAACAUGUGUCACCCGUGCUGGCAAGAAAUGGAGAAUUGAAAAUGGUUUAGCAUGCAGUGGAUCAGAGUAUGGCCCAUUAACAGAUCUUCCUGACUGGUCCUAUGCAGAUGGAAGGCCUGCACCUGCAUUGAAAGGACAGAUACGCAGACAAAAGCAAAGAGAGGAGUUUGCGAGACGAGCAGUGUAUCUGAAUGCAGAGCUGGAUAAAGGAAUGGAGCAAUGGCAGAAAAGAAAGAACGAGCAGAGUGAGAAAGAAGAGCGAUUGAGAUCAUUAAUGCUGAAACCUAAAGGCAAUUUAUUAUUAAAGAACAAAAAAUAAA